GGGGCUGCACAAAGGCAGACGCUAAGUUGAAUUCACCCACGCCCCUCCCGCGCCACCACUCUCCCCGCACCAUCCUCAUAGGCGUCUCUCCAUUCGUGUGGGCGGCACUUUCUCCCGGCACUUGAAAUAUACUUGUUGCAGCGCCUUGUCUCUGCCGCCCUCCCCCCCCAGCCACCACUUCCUCCUGCAUUCGGCAUUUCGGGCUGCUCUAAGGGGGCUCUCUUCUGAUUCCGGCAAGAAAGCCGCCGGGCGGGCAGUUAGCGGGAACGUGGAACAAUGAAUGUGGAACAUGAAAUUAACCUCUUAGUUGAGGAGAUUCGCCGUCUGGGGACUAAAAAUGCUGAUGGAAAGUUGAGUGUGAAGUUUGGUGUGCUCUUUGCUGAUGAAAAAUGUGCCAACCUCUUUGAAGCUCUGGUGGGCACUCUUAAGGCUGCAAAACGAAGGAAGAUUGUUACUUACUCAGGGGAGUUACUUUUACAAGGUGUUCAUGACAAUGUUGAUAUUUUGUUACUGCAGGACUAAUGCAGUUUGCACUUCUCCUAUACAUUAAUUAAUUUGUUUCAGGUGAACAAUAUGCAGACAUUUCAGAUCAAGGCAAAUCAUUCUAGUGUAUUUUGAUGUAUUUUUCUAUAACUUUAUAGUAAAAACAAGACUUAUUUUGGAAAAUAUUUCUUUGUGUAUUCCUUCUGUAAACAUUAUUGUGAAUGUGUGUCUUUUACCUUACAAUCAAUCUAUCUUUUUAACUCAGGUAAAGCAUUUAAAAUGUAUUUCUCACUUAUUGUCACCAUGACAGAAGAGAUAGGACUGCUAACUUACUUGUAUUUACCAACCAAAAUCUGCUGUGAAAGUAUAAAAUAAGUCAUACAUAAAUUUA
This is a messenger RNA of Pelodiscus sinensis (Chinese soft-shelled turtle), 874 nucleotides long. It is a transcript of the gene ABRACL, whose product is annotated as ABRA C-terminal like. The record is from RefSeq and is a predicted model, not a curated record. Lineage: Eukaryota; Metazoa; Chordata; Testudines; Trionychidae. Gene Ontology annotation, biological process: regulation of actin filament-based process.